AUGGCCCUUGAAGGUAUAUUAGGCAAGUUGAGGAGCUUUAUUUCUUUCUUUCCAUUCUUCUUCUUACUCUUUAUCCUUGGCAUCAUAAAAGCUGCACUGAUAGGUCCAAUUGCAUUUACCAUUAUUGUAAUUGGAAAUUCAUCUGUUAUCAUUGGACUUUGGAGUGCACAUGUAGUCUGGACAUAUUACUGUGUGGCAAGAACAAAGAGGUUUGGAUUGGUCCUCAAGGUUGUGGUGCUCAUGUGUUUGCCAGUUCCUGUGUUUCUCUGGCCAAUAGUUGGUAUUGUUGGAAGCAUUUUAGGUGGAAUUGGAUAUGGGUUUUUUGCUCCUCUUCUUUCAACUUUUGAGGCUGUGGGAGAGGGAGAGAGUGGUACACACAAAUUUUACCAUUGCUUCAUUGAUGGUUGUUGGUCAACAAUUCAAAGAAGCUGCACUGUGGUUCAGGAUGUCACAGAUUUCUGCUUUCACUCCUACUUUUCAUACAUGGAUGAACUAAGAGAAAAAUUACCCCCUCAUGAAAAGCCAUUAGAUAUAAGAUUGUCAUUAUUACCAUGUUGCUUGUUGGUGAUCAUGGUUGGGGUGCCGUUUGAUAUGACUUUAAUCACAUCUAUUGCUGUAUGGAAGAGUCCAUACAUGCUCUUCAGAGGGUGGAAGAGACUAUUGGAAGAUUUGAUUGGAAGAAAGGGACCCUUCCUAGAAACUGAAUGUGUCCCAUUUGCUGGCCUUGCUAUCAUUCUCUGGCCUUUGGCUGUUGUAAUGGCUGUAUUAGUAUCAUGCAUUUUCAGCAUUUUUCUUGGCCUAUACAGUGGAGUUGUUGUCCAUCAGGAAGAUUCAGUGCAGAUGGGAUUUUCCUACAUUGUGUCUGUGGUUUCGCUUUUCGAUGAAUAUGUAAAUGAUUUACUCUACCUGAGAGAAGGAUCCUGCUUUCCCAGGCCAACAUACCGUAGAAACAUGAGUCAUGAUGCCAUUGAGGGAAAAAACCUUGGAGGAGGUGAUAAGAAUUUGAAAAAUAGGAAGGAGGGUUCACCAAAUACGAAACAUGACUUACAGCAAUCCAGAAGCCUGAAAUGGAGAAUUCAGAAAUACAGACCUAUGCAGGUAUGGGACUGGCUGUUCAAGUCAUGUGAGGUGCAUGGCAGGAUACUCCUUCGUGAUGGCCUGAUAAGUGUCAAGGAAAUUGAAGAAUGCAUUUUGAAAGGCAACUGCAAAAAGUUAGGCACCAAGUUGCCAGCUUGGUCAUUGCUGCAAUGUCUUCUAACCUCUGCAAAAUCUAAUUUCGAUGGAUUGGUGAUCUCUGAUGAUGUAGUGCUCACAAGGAUGAAUGGACCAAAGGAUAAAGUGUUUGAGUGGUUUAUCGAACCUCUGCUGAUCAUGAAGGAGCAGCUGAAGAGCCUUAAGUUGGAAGAAACUGAAGAAACAUGCUUGAAAGAACUGGUUAUGAGAUGCAAAAAUGAAUUACCAGAAGAGUGGGAUACCACAGAAUUCCCAUCUAAUGAUAAUGUUAGGAGAGCACAGUUGCAAGCCAUAAUUAGAAGGUUGCAGGGAAUUGUGGUUUCCAUGUCCAGAAUACCAACUUUUAGAAGGAGAUUCAAGAAUCUAGUCAAGGCUUUGUAUUUAGAAGCACUGCAGGCUGGUGCUUCAGCUAGUCAUAUAGGAGGCACUGUGAUUACAAAGCACAGGGAGAAAGGGUCAAUUCAAAACAAAGAAGACAAUGCAUGA
Abrus precatorius (Indian licorice) is the source of this 1719-nucleotide messenger RNA. RefSeq lists its product as uncharacterized. The record is from RefSeq and is a predicted model, not a curated record. The coding region runs from base 1 to 1719 and encodes 572 amino acids. Gene Ontology annotation, biological process: vegetative to reproductive phase transition of meristem. Lineage: Eukaryota; Viridiplantae; Streptophyta; Magnoliopsida; Fabales; Fabaceae. The transcript is spliced from 10 exons.